This is a messenger RNA of Colletotrichum godetiae, 1776 nucleotides long. RefSeq names its product chalcone-flavanone isomerase. The coding region runs from base 469 to 1680 and encodes 403 amino acids. The transcript has a single exon. The record is from RefSeq and is a predicted model, not a curated record. Gene Ontology annotation, molecular function: intramolecular lyase activity. NCBI's taxonomy places the organism in Eukaryota, Fungi, Ascomycota, Sordariomycetes, Glomerellales, Glomerellaceae.
CAAUGGGGAGAGCUCCAAUUGCCAUGCAGUUGACACUGACAAUUCCCGCUUACGAGCCUCACGUCACGAUCAGACCCUCUUCCUCCAACACCCCAUUACGUUCGCAGCUCGCCAGUCUGUGCAGUACUUCGUAUACCGCAGCAUCAAACGAAUUGGACCAAUUUACACCUGCCCACAUGACCAGGCCAUGAAUCGUCCUGCCCGACCGGCACCGAACUCGAACUAGCAAGCCCGGGUCUACGGCACCAUCGACGGCUGUCCCCGCCCGAACGUCCCGCGCCAUCUGAAGAAUCUCGAUUCUCCAUCAGCCCACUUCCCAUUGUCGACUGUCGUUCCUCCACACGGUCCAUAGUACCAAGUGACUUCUACCCGAUUCAACCACAAGGCGCACUCUCCCUCUCGCCGACUACACGACUCACACACAUACCUAGACACAUCUUCAACGCCCUCUACUUCCCCGACACCCCAAUGUUCCGACCACGCACUCUCCGGCCCUUGCCCAGGGGUCUGCCGCGCCCGCAGCCGCCCGUCCGAACUAGUCGCCGCACCCUCUUCUCUCGCCAGCGCAGCUCGCCGUCCCGCCCGGUCGAACGCCUCAACCUCGGCCAGCUCAGCGAAGCCCGCACAAACUACGACCGAGACCGCACAUACUUCCUCGCCGCCGGUGCCCUCGCCGGCAUCGUCUCCUUUAUCUACACGGCCAACAAGCUGCGCAAGGCCCUCGCCGCCGAGAAGAAGCGCAACGCCGCGGAGGGCGGUAGCAGCGACAACGGCGGCGGCAGCAGCAGCAACGAGCGCGUCGGCUUCCAGCUUGAUUCGUCUGUGCCGGCUGAGACCUUCACCACCGAGGCCGGAAGCAAGCGCAAGGUCGUCAUCCACGAUGAAGAAGGCAGAGAGCUCGUCCCGACAGGCAACAAGACUGUGCCCAACUUCCCGCGGACCAUUGACCUCUCCCUAAGCAAGACGCACCGCGACCCGGAAGCGCCCAUCGCCGCAACGAUACAGGAGUCAGACGGCGUAGAAUACACCCUCGUCGGUCUCGGCAUCCGCACCGUGAGCUUCCUCAGCAUCCAGGUAUACAUGGUGGGCUACUACGUCGCCACCCAGGACGUCGCGAAGUUGCAGCACUAUCUCACCAAGAAGAUCAACCCCAUCGCGACGACGCUCGUCCCCUCGGAGCGCGACGAUCUCAAGCAGAAGCUGUUUGACCCCGUCGAGGGCGAGGAGACGUGGACGGCGCUGUUGCAGGAGGUUGGCACCCGCAGCGCGUUCCGCAUCGUUCCUGUGCGCGAUACCGAUUUCCCUCACCUCCGCGACGGGUUCGUGCGGGCUAUCACGGCGCGGUCGUCUGCCGACAAGGAGGCGUAUGGCGAUGAGGAGUUUGGGGAGGCGAUGAAGGAGUUCAAGAGGCUGUUUAACCGUGGCAAGGUACAGAAGAACAAGGAGCUGCUGCUCUGCCGCGACGAGAAGGGCCAGCUUGAGGUCGUCUUUGAUGAUGGCCGGAGCAUGGGGAGACAGAGCGUUGGCAAGGUACAGGAUGAGCGCGUGUCGAGAUUGUUGUGGCUCAACUGGCUUGCGGGCAGCAAGGUUGCGUCCCCGCCGGCAAGGGAGAGCAUCAUUGACGGUGUCAUGGAGUUUGUCGAGAGGCCUGUUGGCACUGUUGCCGCGCAGGUUGUGUAAAGAUGGGAAACGGAAAUACCAGUGUAGAAUUAGUUGAGAAAAAGCCACGGCUCAAAAUGUACAACACAUGUAAGAGGCACUCGCAAAAGAGGGUCC